Molecule: messenger RNA, 1797 nt
Organism: Scaptodrosophila lebanonensis
Lineage: Eukaryota; Metazoa; Arthropoda; Insecta; Diptera; Drosophilidae
Gene: E5
Product: histone-lysine N-methyltransferase 2D
Exons: 3
Coding region: 1-1797 (598 amino acids)
Biological process (GO): central nervous system development; neuron differentiation; regulation of DNA-templated transcription
Molecular function (GO): DNA binding; DNA-binding transcription factor activity, RNA polymerase II-specific
Source: RefSeq, a predicted model, not a curated record
AUGGUCACGUGCGGCCGUCAAACGUUCAAUAUGCUGCCCAUGGCGCCGAUGAAUCCCUUUGUUGUUGGCCUGACACCCACUUCGAUGGCAGCGGCAGCUGCAGCAGCGGCCGCCGCUGCCGCUGUGGCGGCCAGUACGGCAACCACAACAACAGCAGCAACCACAACGAGCACGGUGGCAAGCAACAAUAAACCAAAGCUGGCCUUUAGCAUAGAUUCCAUAGUGGGUAGUGGCAGUGGCGGCAGCAGCAGCAGCUCCAGCAACUCCCAGGAAUCGCGUCCUUUGCGGGUCAGCGUGAUAUCCUCGCCAUUGAGCGCCUCGCAGCGCAGCGAGAGUCGCAGCCCGACCGCUGUAGAGGAUUCUCCACAUCAUCAUCAUGGGCAUAGUCAGUCGCUUGGUUAUGCUUCUGCCACACCACGUGGUUUUAUUUAUUGCCGACGUCGCACCUCUCUGGAUCGCAGUCGAAGUCGCAGUCCACAGCCGCCCGCAGCCCGACGCAGCUGCUCCCGCUCGCCCUUGGCUUCCAAUCAACAGGCGCGCAAUAGUCGUUCGCCAUCUCCCGCUUCCGUGGGCGGGGCACCUCCCCUGGUGGUGCCCGGACUGCCGGCAGGACUUAUACGACCGCUUCCCUUGCAGGCGCCGCCAAAUUUAGCUUUACUUGCCGUACGCUCCACGGCCUCCUUGGUCAAUGGUGGCAUUGCCAAUUCGCCAACCACAACCACACAGGCUCCAACAGCUCCCCCGGCACCACCGCCCCCAUUUCUCGCUGCCCAAUUUCAAAUGGCCGCUGCACUGGCCCAUCACCACCAGCAGCAACAACAACAACAUCAACACCAUCAUCCGCCCGUGCCAACGGCUCCACCACAUGCUGGGCCACCGCAUAUGCCGCCUGUGCAUCCACUGGGUCUGUUUCCGCCAGGCCCACACCCGCCGCCUCCCCAUGGCCACGCCUUCGUGGGCGCUCCUCAUCUCAUACGUGAUAGUUAUCCGCUGUAUCCGUGGCUGCUCAGUCGCCACGGUCGCAUAUUUCCACGUUUUCCGGGCAACUUCCUGCUGCAGCCAUUCCGUAAGCCCAAACGCGUCCGGACCGCAUUCUCGCCCACUCAGCUACUUAAGUUGGAGCAUGCCUUCGAGGGUAAUCACUAUGUGGUGGGUGCAGAGCGCAAGCAACUGGCGCAGGGUCUGAGUCUAACAGAGACACAGGUCAAAGUUUGGUUUCAAAACCGUCGCACCAAGCACAAGCGAAUGCAACAAGAGGGCGGCGACAGCGAUGCGAAAAGCAACAAAGGCAGCUCCUCGGGCGGUGGCGGUGGUGGUGGUUGCGGCACUAGCGGUGAUGGCGACGAUGACGGCAAGCACGAUGGCUCGCAGCACAGCUUCGAGGAUGCCGAGGAUGUGGAGGAGGAGGACGAAAUCGAGGAUGAUGACGAAGACGAGGUCAUCGAUAUGGACGACUAUGGCAGCGAGCUGGAUGUCGAGGAGCAUCAGCGUCUGCGCGAGCAGUUCCAGCAACAGUUGCAGCAACAUCAGCAACACUUGCUGCAGCAACAGCAACAACAACAACAACAGCAGCAGCAGAACGAAGCUACUUCCAAUGGCGGCGCUUUAACGCAACAGCAGUUGCUGCAACAGCAUCAGCAACACUUUCAACAGCAGCAGCAGCAACAUUUUAUGCAACAGCAGCAAAUAUAUUUGCAGCAGCAGCGCGAGAGAGAGCGUGAAAGGGAGCGCGAUCGCGAAAGAGAUCGAGAGAGGGAGCGAGAGCGAGAGCGGGAAAGAGAGCUCCCGAAGCAGUAG